CGGUGCCGCGCUGCGCUCCCGCUUCACCGGCUUGGACCGGACCGGCCCAGCACGACCCGGUUUGUCCUGGCCGAGCCCGACCUUUCCAGUGCCGGCGGGGCCCAGCGCCAGCUGCUCUUCCCAUGCGGAACCGGGAAUGUGCUGAUCCGUGCAGGAGCUGCCCCAAGGCACUGGGUGGGAUCAUGUGUGUGUGUAAAUGAGCACCGCACACUUCUCCUGAACAAGAGACCCCUCAGUUUUCCAGGUGUCUGCUCCCCAGAGCCCCAGCCAUGUUCAGUGCCAGCCAGAGCUCCCGGGCGCAGUUCCUGGACAAGGCGCGGCAGGCGCGGGAGGAGCGGCGGGAGCUGAAGGAGAGGGAGCGAGCAGCUGUGCAGCUCCAGGCCCUGGUCAGGAGGUUCCUGUGCCGCUGCCGCCUCCAGAGGGACAUCAGGAAGGAGGUGGACGAUUUCUUUGGUACAAAUGAAUCUGGCUCAAGUAAAAGAAGUGCUCUGUCUGUGUUCAGAAUUGCCAGGAAGCUGCUGUUUGUGUUUAAUCCCAAAGAGGACAAGGAGAGAUUUGAAAAGCUGUGCCGCUGUAUCCUUAACAGCAUGGAUGUGGAGAAUGAGCCCAAGGUGUGGUACGUGUCCCUGGCUCUCUCCAAGGAUCUCACACUCCUAUGGAUAAAGCAGAUCAAAGAUAUUUUGUGGUUUUGCUGUGAAUUUCUCAAGCAGCUCAAGCCUGACAUCCUGCAGGACUCCAGACUGGUCAAUCUGCACCUCACAAUGCUUGUCACCUUCACAGACACUUCAACCUGGAAGAUCCUCCGGGGAAAAGGUGAAACCCUGAGGCCUGCAAUGAACCACAUCUGUGCAAACAUCAUGGGACACCUGAACCAGAAGGGGUUUUAUUCUGUGCUGCAGAUUUUGCUAACUAAUGGCUUGGCAAGAUCCAGACCUUCCUUGUCCAAGGGCUCUUUAACUGCCAUCUUCUCCCUGGCACUGCGCCCUGUGGUUGCUGCACAGUUCUCAGACAAUCUGUUGAGGUCCUUCCUGAUCCAUAUCAUGUCUGUGCCUGCUAUAAUGACUCACCUUGCUACUCUCACACCUGAGCGUCUGGCAGUGAUAGAAUCUCACGAUCUGUUCCGCAAGUUCAUCCUGUUCUUGAGCUGUGAGGCUCAAUGCCGAGAUGUCUGUGUGUGCCUGGAGGGGAGCCACACUCUCUGUUUGCUGGGUAACCUGGUGUUCCUGGGCUCUCUGAAUGACCAGGUCCUGGAGGAGGAGACAGCCCACUUUGUGGGGGUGCUCAUCCACAUGCUCUCCUACUGCCAGAAGUACGUGUCACAGAAGAAAUCCAACCUCACCCACUGGCACCCUGUUCUGGGCUGGUUUUCACAGACUGUGGAUUAUGGACUGAAUGAGUCCAUGCCUCUGCUGACAAAGCAACUGCAGCACCUCUGGGGAGUCCAUAUGAUCCGCAUCCUCUUCAGUGAUGUGCUCAGCAAGAAGCUGCUGGAAAAUCAGGAAAUAGCUCAGCUGCCAGCACAGCCAGUUUCCCCUCAGAACAGCCUUCCUAUGAAAAACCUGUUCAAGAGAGCGUUCCAGAAAUCCGCCUCUGUCCGGAACAUCCUCAAGCCGGUGGGGGGGAAGCGCGUGGACUCCGCGGAGGUGCAGAAGGUUUGCAGCAUCUGUGUCCUGUACCAGACCACCCUGACCACGCUCACCCAGAUCCGCCUGCAGAUCCUCACAGGUCUCACCUACCUGGAUGAUCUGUUGCCCAAAUUGUGGGCUUUUAUCUGUGAGCUGGGACCACAGGGUGGGUUAAAACUCUUCUUGGAGUGUUUGAACAAUGACACAGAGGAAUCCAAGAGGCUGCUGGCCAUGCUGAUGCUCUUCUGUGACUGCUCCCGCCACCUCAUCACGAUUCUUGAUGACAUAGAGGUCUAUGAAGAGCAGAUUUCAUUCAAGCUGGAGGAGCUCGUUACCAUCUCCUCUUUCCUGAAUUCCUUCGUGUUUAAGAUGAUCUGGGAUGGAAUUGUAGAGAAUGCCCGAGGGGAGACCCUGGAGCUGUUCCACUCCGUGCAUGGCUGGCUCAUGGUGCUGUACGAGCGGGACUGUCGCCGGCGUUUCGCUCCCGACGAGCACUGGCUGCGCAAGGACCUCAAACCCAGUGUGCUCUUCCAGGAGCUGGACAAGGACAAGAAACGAGCCCAGCUGCUCCUGCAGUACAUCCCACACGUCAUUCCCCACAAGAACAGGGUGCUGCUUUUCCGAAACAUGGUCACAAAGGAGAAGGAGAAGCUGGGGCUGGUUGAAACCAGCUCGGCAUCCCCUCACGUCACACACAUCACCAUCCGCCGCUCACGGAUGCUGGAGGAUGGAUAUGAACAGCUCCGGCAGCUUUCCCAGAACGCCAUGAAGGGAGUGAUCAGAGUGAAGUUUGUGAAUGAUCUGGGAGUCGAUGAGGCUGGUAUUGAUCAGGAUGGGGUCUUCAAAGAGUUUUUGGAAGAAAUAAUUAAAAAAGUGUUUGACCCUGCACUCAACCUGUUCAAGACCACCAGUGGUGAUGAGAGGCUGUAUCCAUCCCCAACAUCCUACAUCCAUGAGAACUACCUCCAGCUCUUUGAGUUUGUGGGGAAGAUGCUUGGGAAGGCUGUAUAUGAGGGAAUAGUUGUGGAUGUACCAUUUGCUUCCUUCUUUUUGAGUCAGCUCCUUGGGCACCACCACAGUGUCUUCUACAGCUCCGUGGAUGAACUUCCCUCCUUGGACUCUGAGUUCUAUAAAAAUCUCACUUCAAUUAAGCGUUAUGAUGGUGAUAUCAGUGACCUGGGCUUAACACUGUCCUAUGAUGAAGAUGUGAUGGGUCAGCUUGUUUGCCAUGAACUUGUUCCUGGAGGGAAGACCAUUCCCGUUACCAAUGAAAAUAAAAUCAGCUACAUCCACCUCAUGGCUCACUUCCGGAUGCACACCCAGAUCAAGAACCAGACAGCUGCUCUCAUCAGCGGCUUCAGGUCCAUCAUCAAGCCCGAGUGGAUCCGGAUGUUUUCCGCGCCGGAGCUGCAGCGCCUGAUCUCCGGGGACAACGCUGAGAUUGACCUCGAGGACCUGAAAAAACACACCGUGUACUACGGGGGCUUCCAUGGGAGUCACCGGGUCAUCAUCUGGCUGUGGGACAUCCUGGCCAAUGACUUCAGCCCCGAGGAGAGAGCCAUGUUCCUCAAGUUUGUGACCAGCUGCUCCAGGCCUCCACUUCUGGGCUUUGCCUACCUCAAGCCUCCUUUUUCCAUCCGCUGUGUGGAAGUCUCUGAUGAUCAGGACACGGGGGACACUCUGGGCAGCGUCUUGCGCGGCUUUUUCACCAUCCGCAAGAAGGAGCCGGGCGGGCGGCUCCCGACCUCCUCCACCUGCUUCAACCUCCUCAAGCUGCCCAACUACAGCAAGAAAAGCAUCCUGAGGGAGAAGCUGCGCUAUGCCAUCAGCAUGAACACUGGCUUUGAGCUGUCCUAGGCGGCCUGCACUCGGUAUGGGGCUCGGAGCUGCUGCCGGAGGGGAGGCUUCGUGCACGGAGCCUGGAUCAGCUCCCGGGAGCCACGGCUCACUUGAGGGCUGGAGACAUGCAGCUGGGAGUGGAGGUUUACAGGGAUCCCGGGAAGAGCUGCUGGGCUCAGGGCUGGCUCUUCUUGGGCACGGCUCCAGACUGGAGGAGGUGAUGGGCCUGACCCAAAACACUUCACUUGACACCCACAUAAAUCGUCUUUCAAAGCAAAACCCCGGGGGAGCACAAAAGGAACAUUCCAAGUGCCAGUCAGAUUAGUGACCGUGAGACCCCCAGCAGGCUGGGCAGGCCGGGCAGCUGCUGCUGUGGGAGUGCUGCUUUUCCCUUUCCCAGGAGCUGCUCUGGGUGGAAGUGAAUCUGUGGGAAAGGCAGAGAGAUGACAGAGCCCACAGGGAGACGAGUGGGAGGCAGCAGCAUUGGAUGUGCCCCAGAUGGGCACUGCUCACUCAGGUACUGCAGGGGGGUUCCAGAUGCCCCCCAAGGCCCUUGGUGUGUCUCAGAGAAGGAACCACGUGCCAGACCCGGGAAGCAGCAGGUUAAACACGAGCAGAUGGACUCUGUGGCUCUCGGGAAGGUCUGGGAGUGCUGGAGGUUAAGAGCUGGAGCAGCAGGCAUGGGGUCAGUGUGCUGAGCCAGCUGUGCCUCUGCCAAGUUCUUGCCAGAGCCGGGGCUUUGGAUGGGAAGGGAAUGUGUCUCAAUUUCUCAGGAGCAGAAAUGGUUUAAUUUUAUGUAGUUUCCAAAGGGCAGGAGCUCCAGAGGACACAGCUCAGGCAGCCCUCGCUCCCCAGCACAGUGCUCAGGCGGGACAGGUUCCUCUCUGGAAACCUCCACUAGCAAAAUUCCUCUUGGAUGGAAGUUUCACUUUGUUUGCAGGCCCUUUUUGUUAGGGAGAUGUGCUGUUUCCACCCAGUACUGGGUCUCUGUGUAAUAGCCAUAUUUGCUUUGUUGCCGAACUAUUUAUUUUGGUCUCUUUGUCUCUUUCUGGCCUUAUGACGUUUGCCUGUAGCAGGCGACUUUGCAGGCUGUGACAGGGGUGUUGGGAAGGUGGGGACCCUUCCUGCCAUUUCUGAUGAAGUCCAGAGACGUUGAUAAAGUGUCUCUACAGUUUCCCACCUUGGUCCCUUGUGCUGUUGCAAGUCCUGCCCCAGCCUGGGCCAGGGAGAGGAGAGACUGGGCUGUUCCUGGGCUGUCCUGUCCAUGCUGGGAUUCUGGCAGCAGAGGAAAACCAUGGCAUUGCCCUGUUUAGGACAGGAUUGAAAACAGUCACCUUCUCCCCACUAAUAAAACAAGCUCCUGCACAGGCUAGUGGGGUCUGCCCUGGGUUUCCUUUCCCCUCCUGGCACUGGCAAACCUUACCCUGCUCUGGCUGUACCCUGCCUCACCUGCUGCCCUGCUGGUCCAUCCCAUGGGAUUCCUGUCCCCAGGUGUGCUCAGCACGGAGAAGGCUCCUGGGCUCUGAGAAACCCCCUUUCCCACAAUGUUCCACAUUUCAAAUGGAUCAGAAACGCUCGGCACCAACCAACCACAAGCAGAGAGGUGGCCUUUGCCUCAUCCUCCUGUCCUGCUGCAGAUGGUUUUCAGAGAAAUAACCCUUUUUUUAGAACUGAUGCCUGGAAAUGCAUCUGGAAAGCAAUGUCAGGAUCCUUUUUCUCUGUCAAAUCUGUGAUAUUAAACAGGAGUGAUGGGAAGUGUUGGUGCGGACAGGAAUGUCUGCAUCCACAGGGUUCAGGGCACUGGGCUGUGAGUCAGAGAAAUUAGAGAAAUUAAAGAUGAUAGGAAAUUUCUCUCUUUAAUUUAUUUUUUUUUUUUUUUUACAUAGAGCAUUUUGACAUUAACCAGUUGGUGACUGUGUAGUGGGGAGGUCUAGGCACUGGCCUGGACCACUCAUAGUUUAAAUGCCACCCAAAAUCUCCUUUUUUUCUUCUAGGAAACGCAGUGUGUUGAACUAGAGCACAAUGAGUUGUUGAACACUGAAAUAAAAUCCUUGCUCCCCUUUUCCCUUUGUUCCUCAGGAGUACAAUUCCUAGAAAAGAUCUUCCUACAGACUUAGCUUGGUCCCUCCAAACCUGGAAAUGUUGCACUGUGAGACACUGCUCCCCAUUGUAGCUGGUGUAUAAAACGUGAUUGUAUGGUGACUCCCCAGUAGCUGUGGACUAGGAUUUCUGUGGAGGGGCUGAUUUCUGUGUCCUGGGGAGGCUGGAAUGCGUGUUUACCUGAGCAGAAGGUGUGGAAGGUGUGUCAGUCCUGCCUGCUCUGUGUGUCCUGCAGGUGUUGUGCAGGGCAGGGAUGGUUGUGCCACGGGAGAUUAAUGAGGAGCUUUUCUAUCCAAGCCUCGCUGCCGUGGAGACCUUGGUUACAUCCCUGUGUGUCAGAACUGCAGAGAAAAUAAAGCUGGUUUGAGCUCA
Molecule: messenger RNA, 5936 nt
Organism: Pseudopipra pipra
Lineage: Eukaryota; Metazoa; Chordata; Aves; Passeriformes; Pipridae
Gene: UBE3B
Product: ubiquitin protein ligase E3B
Exons: 28
Coding region: 270-3482 (1070 amino acids)
Biological process (GO): protein polyubiquitination; ubiquitin-dependent protein catabolic process
Molecular function (GO): protein binding; ubiquitin protein ligase activity
Source: RefSeq, a predicted model, not a curated record